AUGGCGGCGACGCGCGCGCGCGACGUCGGCGUGCUGAUGGCGAACCUGGGGUACUUACCCGCCCCGGGCCUGCGCGCGGACGAACGCGCGCGAAGAACGCGCACGGAGGCGUCGACGUCGGCGCGACUCGUGCGCGCGGGGACGCGGACGCUGCGGCUCGGCGGCGUGUUCACCGUCGUCGCCUACCUCGGUCACGACGGCGGCGCGGAGGAAAACGAGGCGGUGCGUCGCGCGUUCGCCGAAUUGUCGCCCAAGGACUUCACCGUCGUGGUGCACGCGGUGGUGAAUCGCAAGAACGCGCCGGUGUUGCUCGAGAUCGACGACGCGAAGAAAGACCCGUUCGACGUGCUCGCGACGCGCGCGCGACGCGACGACGACGCGACGACGCGGGCGCCGCCAAACAUUUCGCGUCCCGAACAGAGUCCGUUGUUGGGCAAACUCGCGACGUUUUUACCGUCGCUCGCGAGCGCGAACGAGGCGCUGGCGACGAAAACGGCGAGCGAGGUGAACAUCGAGGUCGCGAGCGACGACGACGGGGCGGCGAGGAUCGAAAUGGAUUUGGGACUCGGGGUGGUGGAUUUGAAAACAGACGACGCGGUGCGCGUGGCGGCGAAACGCGCGGGGGUGGCGCACGAGGAGACGCGAGACGAGGUCAAGGCGGAGACGCUCGUGGUGCCGACGAAACAGAGCGGCGCGGCGUCAAAGAACGCGAAGCGCUCGAAGAAGAUGAUAGAGGAAUUGUAA
Molecule: messenger RNA, 744 nt
Organism: Ostreococcus lucimarinus CCE9901
Lineage: Eukaryota; Viridiplantae; Chlorophyta; Mamiellophyceae; Mamiellales; Bathycoccaceae
Exons: 3
Coding region: 1-744 (247 amino acids)
Biological process (GO): box C/D snoRNP assembly
Molecular function (GO): box C/D methylation guide snoRNP complex binding
Source: RefSeq, a predicted model, not a curated record